UACUACUAUAAUGAACCAAUCCCUGAAACCUCUACUUUAACUUCACAAAAUAAUGAACAAUAUCCAGUAACUACAAUGCUUCUUUCUUUUGCAACACAUGAAACACAACCUCAACCACAAUUUACAACACCCGAAGCUUACCA
Dentiscutata heterogama is the source of this 143-nucleotide messenger RNA. The record is from the annotation of a GenBank genome assembly. NCBI's taxonomy places the organism in Eukaryota, Fungi, Glomeromycota, Glomeromycetes, Diversisporales, Gigasporaceae.